AUUAUAUAUCUUAAAAAACAACAACAUGCUCGAUUUCGCUGCACAGUGGAAAGAAACAGUGACCAAUCCUUAGAAACGAAACACUCAACUCAACAACAACACCCCACAAAAGCAAAAAGCCUGAAACCUCAACUAGCACCGCACCACUGCUUUCUCUUUGAGUUAGGGUUUCCUCUCUCUCUCUCUUCCUCUCUUUCUCUCUUCUUUAUUUAAAAAAAUAAAAAAUGAAAAGAAGAAGCAUGCACAAUCACAGAGGAAUUUCACUGUGCCAAAGAUUCUCUUCUUUCCAUUAGUAGCCAAAAAAUCUUAUAUAUCUUUGUGAUCUUUCCAUGUCUUAUUUUCCAUCUGUUUUGUACCCUGUGAUUCUCCUUCAAAGCUUGAAAAGGAUGGUUCAUAGAUCAACCAGAAUUCCAAUUCCAAUAGAUUAGUUGAAGUAGAUGGAGAUCCGUGGAGCGGUGUCGUUUCGUAACGGGGUUGAGGUGAUGUUAGCUUAAUCAAAUCCAGUGAACGACGACGUUUCUCGGGGUGUUUCUAGUUUUCGGUAAUUUUAAGGAAACAAAAACUAUUUCUGGGGUUGUACGGAAAUGUUUGUGGGGAACCAGAACCAGAUCGUUGCUGUUCUUUGAUUUCCAGAGGUUUUUUUAUUUUAUUUUAUUUUUAACGUUUUGUGGUGUUUGUAGCUGAGGUAACAACAGUAACUAACAAAGGUUGUUCGUUGCUUGUGCAAAAUGGGUAUUUGGUUUUAGAAACAGGCGAAGAAGUAGUGGUAGAAUUAGAAGUAGAAGUGGCUUUUCAGUUGUGGUUUGGUUGUUGUUAACGUUAACGUUUAACGUUUGUGUUUGAAUUGGCUGCGGCAAUGUCCUGCAAGGAUGGUAGCAAACACUUAAUGGAUAACGGCAAGUAUGUCCGUUACACACCUGAGCAGGUUGAAGCCCUUGAGAGGCUUUAUCAUGAUUGUCCUAAACCAAGUUCAAUUCGCCGCCAGCAACUCAUACGCGAGUGCCCAAUUCUCUCCCACAUUGAGCCAAAGCAAAUCAAAGUUUGGUUCCAGAACAGAAGAUGUAGAGAGAAGCAGAGAAAAGAGGCUUCGCGGCUGCAAGGUGUGAAUCGGAAGUUGACUGCAAUGAAUAAGCUGCUGAUGGAGGAGAAUGAUAGGUUGCAGAAGCAGGUGUCUCAACUGGUGUAUGAAAAUGGUUAUUUUCGUCAACACAACCAGAAUACUACUCUUGCAACCAAAGACACAAGCUGUGAAUCAGCUGUGACGAGUGGUCAGCACAGUUUGACAACUCAAAAUCCUCCAAGGGAUGCAAGUCCUGCAGGGCUUUUGUCCAUUGCAGAAGAGACUUUAGCAGAAUUUCUUUCUAAGGCUACUGGGACUGCUGUUGAGUGGGUCCAAAUGCCUGGAAUGAAGCCUGGUCCGGAUUCCAUUGGAAUCGUAGCUAUUUCUCAUGGUUGCACUGGUGUGGCAGCAAGAGCCUGUGGUCUAGUGGGACUAGAACCCACUAGGGUUGCAGAAAUCCUCAAAGAUCGGCCUUUGUGGUUUCGCGAUUGCCGAGCUGUUGAUGUUCUCAAUGUGCUGCCCACAGCAAAUGGUGGAACCAUUGAGCUGCUUUAUAUGCAGCUAUAUGCGCCAACAACAUUGGCACCUGCUCGAGACUUCUGGUUGUUGCGUUACACUACUGUUUUAGAAGAUGGCAGCUUAGUGAUCUGUGAGAGGUCUCUUAAAAAUACUCAAAAUGGUCCAAGCAUGCCUCCUGUGCAGCAUUUUGUUAGAGCAGAGAUGCUGCCUAGUGGGUAUCUAAUUAGACCUUGUGAUGGAGGUGGUUCCAUCAUCCACAUUGUUGAUCAUAUGGAUUUGGAGCCAUGGAGUGUGCCUGAAGUGCUGCGUCCACUGUAUGAAUCAUCAACGGUGCUGGCUCAGAAGACAACUAUGGCGGCCCUACGUCAGCUAAGGCAGAUUUCGCAUGAAGUUUCUCAGUCUAACGUCACUGGGUGGGGUAGACGACCAGCAGCUCUACGAGCACUUAGCCAGAGAUUGAGCCGGGGUUUCAAUGAGGCACUAAAUGGGUUUACUGAUGAAGGAUGGUCCAUGAUCGGCAAUGACGGCAUAGAUGAUGUUACUAUUCUAGUGAAUUCGUCCCCUGACAAGUUAAUGGGUCUGAAUCUUUCAUUUGCCAAUGGAUUUCCUUCUGUUAGUAAUGCAGUGUUAUGUGCCAAAGCAUCAAUGCUAUUGCAGAAUGUGCCUCCAGCCAUUCUCCUAAGAUUCCUGCGGGAGCAUAGAUCAGAAUGGGCAGACAACAACAUGGAUGCUUACUCAGCUGCUGCCAUUAAAGUUGGCCCUUGUAGCUUAUCAGGAUCUCGUGUUGGAAAUUAUGGGGGUCAAGUUAUACUCCCUCUAGCACACACUAUUGAGCAUGAGGAGUUUUUGGAAGUCAUUAAGUUGGAAGGAAUUGCUCAUUCUCCUGAUGACCCAAUAAUGCCAAGAGAAGUGUUUCUUUUGCAAUUCUGCAGUGGAAUGGAUGAGAAUGCUGUUGGCACCUGUGCCGAACUUAUAUUUGCUCCAAUUGAUGCUUCCUUUGCUGAUGAUGCCCCCCUUCUACCUUCUGGAUUUCGCAUCAUUCCCCUUGAAUCUGGAAAGGUUAGCCUCAUGUUGUUAAAACGCCCUAAUCGCACCCUUGACCUUGCAUCUGCCCUUGACAUUGGUCCCACUGGAAACCGAACUUCAAAUGAUUAUUCUGGAAAUCACGGUUGUAUGAGAUCUGUGAUGACAAUAGCAUUUGAAUUUGCAUUUGAAAGUCAUAUGCAAGAGCAUGUAGCAUCUAUGGCACGGCAAUAUGUUCGAAGCAUUAUCUCAUCAGUCCAAAGGGUAGCAUUAGCACUUUCUCCUUCCCAUUUGGGUUCACAUGCUGGGCUCAGGACACCAUUAGGAACUCCAGAAGCACAAACCCUUGCUCAGUGGAUCUGCAACAGUUAUAGGUGCUACUUGGGUGUGGAGCUACUUAAAUCUAAUAAUGAGGGGAACGAAUCUUUACUCAAGUCCUUGUGGCAUCACUCAGAUGCAAUAUUGUGCUGUAAUCUAAAGGCAUUGCCAGUGUUCACUUUCUCAAAUCAGGCAGGGCUUGACAUGCUGGAGACUACCCUAGUUGCAUUACAAGAUAUAGCUUUGGAGAAAAUAUUUGAUGAUCACGGACGGAAGAUUCUCUUUUCUGAGUUUCCCCAGAUUAUUCAACAGGGUUUUGCGUGUCUUCAAGGUGGUAUUUGUCUCUCAAGCAUGGGGCGCCCUAUCUCAUAUGAUAGAGUUGUUGCUUGGAAGGUGUUGAAUGAAGAAGAGAAUGCUCACUGUAUUGGCUUUAUGUUUAUGAACUGGUCUUUUGUUUGACAUUAUGUUCCUUAGUAUAUGUAUCGAAUUGUUAAGAUGAAGAUUUACUUUAAGACAUUUAUGCUUUGUUGGUUGGUCUGUUAAUGUAUUUGCUCUUAAGACUCAGACUGCAUAUAAUA
Molecule: messenger RNA, 3498 nt
Organism: Gastrolobium bilobum
Lineage: Eukaryota; Viridiplantae; Streptophyta; Magnoliopsida; Fabales; Fabaceae
Product: homeobox-leucine zipper protein ATHB-15-like
Exons: 18
Coding region: 857-3379 (840 amino acids)
Molecular function (GO): DNA binding; DNA-binding transcription factor activity; lipid binding
Source: RefSeq, a predicted model, not a curated record